AUUACCGUUUGAUUAAUUGUUGUACAAUUAGACUAUUCUAACUCUACUAAGCUAGCUAAGUGUAGAGGCUAGUCAGAUAGACAUUUAUUUAUCUAGCUAUAUCGGCAAGAGAGCAAGUAUUGAAGGUGGUCUGACAACCAGUUGCAGCAAGUACAAUCAAAUUAUUCCUUGAUGCUCUAGUACACAUCACAGUGUGUGUGUGUGUGAUCAGAUCAUAGACUUUCUGAUGUCUAGUAGAAGUAAUAUGGAUGGUUCAGAGCGUAGGACAAAGCUACGGUUAACUGUGCACUCGGCCAAGAAUCUCAGCAAGAAGGAAUUCUUCAAGCUGCCUGACCCGUUUGCCAAGAUCAGUGUAGACGGUAGCGGGCAGUGUCACUGUACAGAGGUGAUCAAAGGAACUCUCGAUCCUAAAUGGAAUCAACACUACGACUUGUUUCUGAGUCGCUCGGACUCGGUGACUGUGAGCGUAUGGAAUAACAGGAAGGUGAACAGAAAAGAGGGCGCUGGGUUCCUCGGCUGUGUGACCCUUGCACCCACCGUGGUCUCCAGACUCAAGGACACAGGAUACCAGCGACUCAACCUGGCCAGGAACAAUGCAGAUGACGAGGACAUGGUCAAGGGACAGCUGAUACUGAGCCUGACAUCACGUGAUCCUACAAAUAUCCCGGCAAUAGUGAACAACCUGCCAGAAGCUGACGAGCUACCAGAGGGCUGGGAGAGCAGACGUACUCCGCACAAUCGUCCUUACUUCAUCAACCACUAUACCCGCACCACGCAAUGGCAGAGACCAACAAGGCCUGGCUAUGAGAGUGUGCCUGCGGCCCCUCGUCCCACCCACACACGUCUACUCCAACCUCCCACCUCCUCCACCUCAUCACCUGUCCCACAACGUACCAGCAGCCCUGUCGUCGUUACUACAACAGGCACACCCACACAAGAACAACUCACAGCCCCGCCCACACAACCUCCACCCCUCACACAACCCCCACCCCCAACACAACCCCCGCCCCCCAUAGACUCAGAGCCACAGUCACCAGAGGGUGAUGUACUGCCGAGGCUAAGAGGAGGCGGUGCUCCACUCACUAGAAGGCAACUGUACAUGAGCAGAAACUUCCUUCAUCACGAGUUACAACUACCUGAUGGAUAUGAGCAAAAAACGACCCCCCAGGGUCAAGUGUACUUCAUUCAUCGAGCUACUGGUGUGAGCACAUGGCAUGACCCACGCUUCAGAGAUGUGGCCAUCGAUCCCAACGAGUUAGGACCACUACCAGAUGGUUGGGAGGUGCGAUACACUGCUCAUGGCCGCAAGUACUUUGUUGAUCAUCUGAGGAGGACCACUCAGUUCACAGAUCCAAGACUGUCUGAACAAAUUUCCUCUCCCACCGAGCCUGCUCCUCCGUCAAUUGCACCCCCCACACCACCCCCACCGCCCACUCCACCCUCACAACCAGACCCACCACCUCCCGGCACAGGUCGUGACCUCGUACACAAAAUGAGAAUGCUGCGAUCUCAACUCAACGCCAUGCAACCUCAGACUGGUCACUGUCGCUUGGAAGUCUCUCGAAAUAAUGUGUUCGAAGAGUCUUACCGUCAAAUAAUGAAGCUUCGAGUGCGAGAUUUGAAGAAGAAGCUCCACAUACGGUUCAGGGGAGAGGAUGGGCUGGAUUAUGGUGGUAUUGCUCGGGAGUGGCUGUACCUGCUCUCUCACGAGAUGCUUAAUCCGUACUACGGACUGUUUCAAUACUCGAGGGACGAUGUGUACACACUACAGAUCAACCCAAACUCUUCCAUUAAUCCAGAGCACUUGUCCUACUUCUACUUUGUGGGUCGUGUGAUUGGCAUGGCUGUGUUUCAUGGGCUCUAUAUAGACGGAGGGUUCACUCUGCCCUUCUACAAGCAGCUGCUAGCACUGCCCACCAACCUCGAGGACCUGCAGACUGUGGACACUGAGUACUACCGAUCACUCAAGUGGAUGCUGGACAAUAGUGUAGAGGGUGUGUUUGACGAUCAAACCUUCUGUGUGGACUACGACAAGUUUGGCCGCAUGACUCAGCACGACCUAAAGCCUAAUGGCCAAGACAUUCCAGUCACUAAUGAGAACAAGAAGGAGUACGUUCAUCUCUAUGUGCAGUGGAGAUUCAGAGUGGGCGUAGAGAAACAGUUUAUGGCAGUGCAGAAAGGAUUCCACGAGUUGAUUCCCCCUCACCUACUCAAGCAGUUUGAUGAGAAGGAGUUGGAGUUGAUAGUAUCUGGGUUAGGGUCGGUGGAUGUCAACGAUUGGAAGAGCAACACUCGCCUCAAGAACUGUACACCUGAGUCAGACGUCAUUCAGUGGUUCUGGAAGACUGUGGAGUCUUUUGAUGAUGAAAAGAGAGCUCGGUUGCUCCAGUUUGUGACGGGGUCUUCUCGUGUCCCCCUGGAGGGGUUCAAGGCUCUUCAAGGCUCCACUGGGGCAGUCGGACCACGACUCUUCACCAUACACCUCCUUGAGACAGCCCCACCUGAGAACCUGCCCAAAGCUCAUACUUGCUUCAAUCGUAUCGACAUCCCUCACUAUCGCUCGUAUGAGCAGACUAGAAACAAGCUCAAGAUGGCCAUUGACCACGCCGAGGGAUUCUAUGUGGAGUGAACACCAACUAACUGCAUUACUCUAGAUCACAAGAUUUUUUAUGAUUUGACUCUAUAAUUAUUAUAUAAUUUAUUGUCCUGCCUUAUGUACCUCAUAGCAACUGAUGUACUUGUUUAUAAACUUUGUGUGCAAUGUUCACAACAGAUGUACAUUCCAUAAUCUUAUUCAAAA
Messenger RNA from Halichondria panicea, 2800 nucleotides. Its product is annotated as E3 ubiquitin-protein ligase SMURF2-like. Lineage: Eukaryota; Metazoa; Porifera; Demospongiae; Suberitida; Halichondriidae. Bases 227 to 2629 code for a protein of 800 amino acids. Gene Ontology annotation, biological process: protein polyubiquitination; negative regulation of BMP signaling pathway; proteasome-mediated ubiquitin-dependent protein catabolic process. Gene Ontology annotation, cellular component: cytoplasm. The record is from RefSeq and is a predicted model, not a curated record. Gene Ontology annotation, molecular function: ubiquitin protein ligase activity; protein binding. The transcript is spliced from 14 exons.